CUGUUCCCUGUGAGCCCGCGGACGCCACUCGAGAUGUCCCCUUUUGGUGGCUGGGGACUGCUCUUGGCCUUUCUCGCCCUGCUCUGCUGCACAGGGUCUGGCGAGGAGGCGUUCGAGGUACGCAUGUGGCCAGAGCAGCUGAUGGUGGAGUCCGGGGAGUCUCAGGUGAUUAACUGUAGUACCACCUGUAUGCAGCCCAACACCAGUGGUCUGGAGACCACCCUACACAAGACUCUCCUGGAGGAACAGGCUCAGUGGAAGCUGUAUGAGGUCUUCAACAUCUCCCAGGACACAGAUGUCAUUUGCCAUUUCACCUGCUCCGGGAAGCAGGAGUCCAAGAGUCUGAACAUCAGUGUGUUCUACCCCCCAAAGCAAGUGCUGCUGAAGUUAUGGCCCACUUUAGUGGCUGUAGGGAGAUCGUUCACCAUCCAGUGCAGGGUGCCCUCUGUGGCACCCCUCGAAGGUCUCACUGUCACCCUGCUCCAUGGCAGUGAGAUCGUAUACAGCCAGACCUUUGUGGGGACAACACUUUCCCCCCAGGAGGCCAUGGUCACCCACAACACCACGGCUCACAGGGAAGACGGCCGCCACAACUUCUCCUGCCGGGCCGAGAUGGACCUGCGCUCUCGCGGCGGGGACCUCGUUCACAGCGUCUCAGAUCCCCAGGCGCUCAACGUCUAUGAGCCCGCACGAGACAACCAGGUGGUGGCCAUCAUCACGGUCGUGUCAGUGCUACUCUUCUUGUUUGUGACAUCUGUCCUGCUGUGCUUUGUCUUUGGGCAGCAGUGGCACCAGAGGCGGACAGGUACCUACGGGGUGCAAGCUGCUUGGAGGAGGCUGAGGUGGGCCUACCGGGCAUAG
This is a messenger RNA of Lipotes vexillifer (Yangtze River dolphin), 861 nucleotides long. RefSeq names its product intercellular adhesion molecule 2 (gene ICAM2). Gene Ontology annotation, biological process: cell-cell adhesion. Gene Ontology annotation, cellular component: plasma membrane. Bases 34 to 861 code for a protein of 275 amino acids. The transcript has 4 exons. The record is from RefSeq and is a predicted model, not a curated record. NCBI's taxonomy places the organism in Eukaryota, Metazoa, Chordata, Mammalia, Artiodactyla, Lipotidae. Gene Ontology annotation, molecular function: integrin binding.